Molecule: messenger RNA, 1617 nt
Organism: Gaeumannomyces tritici R3-111a-1
Lineage: Eukaryota; Fungi; Ascomycota; Sordariomycetes; Magnaporthales; Magnaporthaceae
Product: general amino acid permease AGP3
Exons: 3
Coding region: 1-1617 (538 amino acids)
Biological process (GO): amino acid transmembrane transport
Cellular component (GO): membrane
Molecular function (GO): amino acid transmembrane transporter activity
Source: RefSeq, a predicted model, not a curated record
AUGUCCGGCCAGCACUCACCACCGCCGCCGCCGCCGCCCGGCGGCAACUACGGCAGCAUAGACGACAGCCCCGACAAGCCGCACGGCGGCGGCGGCGGCGGCGUGCUCGCGGCCGGGUCCGAGACGGAGUCGACGUCGGACGACUUCCAGGCCAUCGACCCACACAGCGGCGUCAAGCGCGGGCUCAAGACGCGGCACCUGAGCAUGAUGGCGUUGGCCGGCAUCAUCGGGCCGGGCCUGCUGGUGGGCUCGGGCGGCGCGCUGGCGAGCGGCGGGCCCGCAGCGCUCGUCAUCGGCUUCGCCGUCAUCGGCGUCGUCGCCUUUAGUGUGAUGCAGUCUCUGGGAGAGCUGACGACGCUGUACCCCAGCGGCGGCGCCUUCACGGCGCUGGCCGACCGCUUCGUCGACAAGGCCUUUGGCGUCGCCGUGGGGUGGAACUACUACAUCAUCUGGUGGGCGGUGCUGGCAAAUGAGUACAACGCCAUCUGCAGCAUCUUCACCCUGUGGGCUGAGCAGGUGCCCAUCUGGGGGUACUUCCUCAUCUUUUGGGCUGCCUUUGCCGCCUUCCAGCUCCUGGGUGUCGAGACUUUUGGGGAGGCUGAAUACAUCGGUGGAGGGAUCCCAGGAGCCCCAGCCCUUGGCUCCUUGUACUGGCGCGAGCCCGGUGCAUUUGCCAACGGCUUCAAGGGAAUGGCGACGGUUUUUGUCUUUUGCUCCACGUUUUACGCUGGCGUCGAGUCGGUGGCUGUGGCAGCCACUGAAACCAAAAACCCCCGCGUGGCAGUGCCGUUGGCGAUCCGCCAGGUAUUCUGGCGCAUCAUUUUCAUCUACAUGGGAUCCGCUAUUUUCUUCGGUCUGACGUGCCCUUGGGAUGCCGACGGCCUGAUCAACGGUGGCAACCGGGCUCUGCGGAGUCCCAUGACGGUGGCGAUCCAGAACGCCGGGUGGGCGGGCGGCGUGCAUCUGAUUAAUGCCUUCAUCUUCGUGACGUGCCUAAGCGCCAUCAACUCGAGCAUCUUCAUCGCCAGCCGCACGCUUCUCUUCAUGGCGCAGGACCGCAUGGCGCCGCGCUUCCUGGGCUGGACGGACCGGCGCGGGGUCCCGAUCCCGGCCAUCGUGGUGGCCAACGCGUGCGGCGCCCUGAGCAUGAUGAACAUCUCGACGGGCGCGGCGCAGGCCUACGCCUACAUCGUCAACCUGUCUGGCGUCUCGACAUUUCUGGUCUGGGGCGCCAUCUCGUUUGUGCACAUGCGCUUCCGGGCCGCCUGGGCUGCGCAGGGCCACACGCCCGAGGACCUGCCCUUCCGCUCGUUCGGGUACCCCUGGAACGCCUACUUUGGGCUGGGCGCAAAUGUGUUCCUGGCGCUGGUGCAGGGCUGGUCGACGCUCGCGCCCUUUGACGCGGCCACGUUUGUGGAUGCGUACAUCCUGCUGCCGCUCUUCCCCAUCAUCUACUUCGGGUACAAGCUGGUGUUCAAGACCAAGGUGCGGAGAGCGCUCGAGAUAGACCUGGUGUCGGGACGGCGCAGGGAUCUGGAGGAGGACAAGGAGGUGGGUCAGGGGACACUGGGCGACGAGGCUCUGCCGCUGUGGAGGAGGCUGUGGAACAGUUUUUGA